AGGCGCUUGGAAAGCUUAAUUGUCAAGAAAACGCGGCCCCUCCGAUCGCAUAAAGAGGAAAACAGCAAACAAAAGGACGAUUUGGCAGGCAUUCAAUUACAGGCUGUUUCUGGGGGACUAUCAGGAGCGCACAAGAAAAUGUCAUCUGACAGCUUGUCAACCAAAGCCCUAAAGAUCAAACGGGAGAUGGGUGAGAACACACCACAUCUUUCAGAUGAGGAGCUUAUGGGACUGUCAGUGCGGGAACUUAACCACCAUCUGAGAGGUCUGUCCAAGGAGGAGGUAGCAAGAUUGAAGCAACGUCGGCGCACUCUAAAGAAUCGUGGCUAUGCGGCCAGCUGCCGAGUGAAGCGGGUGUGUCAAAAGGAGGAGCUGCAGAAGCAAAAGACGGAAUUAGAAAGGGAAGUUGAUAAGCUAGCGCGGGAGAACGCUGCCAUGCGCCUUGAGCUGGACGCCCUGCGUGGCAAGUAUGAAGCGCUGCAGGGCUUUGCCCGCACAGUCACUGCUCAUGGCACUGCUGCAAAGGUGGCAACUGCCAGCGUUAUCACGAUUGUCAAAUCUGGUUCCAACCAGGCCACCUACUCCUAGUGCUUACAAGCCAAGCCAUGAACUAAGUCCUAUUGCCAUGCCUCUGCACAGCUCUUACCUAAAGCGGCUGUAGCUGCACUGGCUCUUUCCUUCUCCCACUUUUGUUCUACCCACUGGAGGAGACACAGUUGACUUGAAGACCAAAUGGCUAAAUGUUGAACUUCGUCCUUAGUCCUUGCCUUCAUUGGAAGAUUGUGGGAAAGUGGUGUCCAACUUGUGUAAUUUUAGCUGUCAGUUAUUUGUGAAUUGGAUUACAAUGGCCAGUUAUUUCUAUUUUU
Messenger RNA from Protobothrops mucrosquamatus (brown spotted pit viper), 866 nucleotides. It is a transcript of the gene MAFF, whose product is annotated as MAF bZIP transcription factor F. Gene Ontology annotation, molecular function: RNA polymerase II cis-regulatory region sequence-specific DNA binding; DNA-binding transcription factor activity, RNA polymerase II-specific. Gene Ontology annotation, cellular component: nucleus. The coding region runs from base 139 to 588 and encodes 149 amino acids. NCBI's taxonomy places the organism in Eukaryota, Metazoa, Chordata, Lepidosauria, Squamata, Viperidae. The record is from RefSeq and is a predicted model, not a curated record. The transcript has 3 exons. Gene Ontology annotation, biological process: regulation of transcription by RNA polymerase II; regulation of epidermal cell differentiation.